This is a messenger RNA of Chiloscyllium plagiosum (whitespotted bambooshark), 673 nucleotides long. RefSeq names its product interleukin-8-like. Lineage: Eukaryota; Metazoa; Chordata; Chondrichthyes; Orectolobiformes; Hemiscylliidae. The record is from RefSeq and is a predicted model, not a curated record. Gene Ontology annotation, biological process: immune response; defense response; chemotaxis. Gene Ontology annotation, cellular component: extracellular region. Gene Ontology annotation, molecular function: chemokine activity.
CAGAACUUCACUCAACAGAUGAAGAUUCUCUGAGGUUGACAUCAGAUCAUUCAGCAGUAAUCUAUUCAACAGCACAAAGAUGAUCAAGACAACAACUGCAGUAACUAUCAUCCUGUUUUUGUGUGCUAUAACUGCACAGGGUAUCCCUGUGCCAGGACCUCAAGCCCGGUGCUUGUGCCUCAGCACCAGCUCUGAGUUCAUCAAUCCAAAGCUCAUCAAGAGUUUGAAAUACAUUCCCAAAGGAUCGCACUGUGAGAUGCUGGAGAUAAUUGUCACCAUGAAAACCGGGAAGAAAUUAUGUGUGAGCCCUGAUGCUGAGUGGGUGAAGAUUAUCAUUAAAGUAAAGAAAGAUGCCAGUUCACCCAAAAAAGAACAAUGGGAUGGACUUAAUUUCAAACUUGAGAAACUGGAAGAAAAUGGGACAUUGAAAUGAAAGCUGCUUUGUCCAGGACAUUAAUUCUCUGCUAACACCAUCCGAUGGCUUGUUUGAAUAUUUACCCUGCUUUAUUUUACAAAAAUGAUUAUAAUUUUUAACCCUGUCACACUGUAAUUGUUUACUCACUGCCAAUGAAAACUGCCUGAUGUAGUUCCUAAAACUUCGGGACAGCUCUGAAUUUUAUUUUCAAAGUCUAGCAUGCGCAUAAAUAAAAGAUACUGCUUAUACUAUUGCAAA